This is a messenger RNA of Plasmodium falciparum 3D7, 2694 nucleotides long. RefSeq lists its product as uncharacterized. Lineage: Eukaryota; Apicomplexa; Aconoidasida; Haemosporida; Plasmodiidae. The record is from RefSeq and is a predicted model, not a curated record.
AUGAAAAUAAUAUUAAAAAUUACUUUGCUCUUUUCCGUAAUAAACAAUUUGAGUAUAUGUUUUAGAAUAUAUGGUGGGAAUAACAAAGGGAAUUUAUUUUUACAUUCGAAUAAAAGGAAUAAUAUAUUAAAUAGAAAUAAAUAUAACACAAAUAAAAAAUGUAAAAGUAUAUUAUAUAAUAAGGAUAUAGAAAAUAGUGACAUUAGUAGUGAAGAAAAAGAAGCAUUAAUUAGAGAACAAAUAAAAAAAGAAAAGGAAGAAUAUGAAAAGAUUAAACAAGAAAAUAAAGAUUUUAUUAAUAAUAAUUUUGAAUAUAUAAGUAAUAAUAUACCUAUAAAUGUAGAAAAAAGAUAUGCUUAUGAAAAAUUUAAAUAUAGUCACGAAUUACUUACGUACAUAUUUUUUGUAAUUAAUUUAUUUAAACAUGAACAAUUUAAAAAUAAACUAUAUAAAGAAUAUCUUCAAAAGCAGGCGUCAAAAGAAAAUAAAAACGUCAUUUCUUCACAUAAAAAUGAUAAAGAACAUGAUAUAUCAGUUUUAAAUAAUACAGAAAAUGACAUGGUACACAUACAAAAACAAAGAAACCAUAACCUCAUUUCCAACUUUAUACACCGAUUUGGAGAUAAAUUCAAAUUCUUUAAUACUCCUGAGAAAAUUCAAAGAGAAGACUUAGCAAAUAUGUUUAAAAUGGAACAAGAGGAUAAAGAAAAAUUCUUUAAAAAAAUUAAAAUAAAAAACGAAAAAACAAAUGAAUAUUAUUUUGUUAUAUAUUAUUGUAAUUGGAAAUAUGAGUGUAUGGCUUUAUAUAAUGCCUUCCAUAAUAUUUUAAACAAUAAUUAUAAUAAUAUAAACUUCUAUGAAAUCUUGCAUAAGCAAGAUGAAGAAAAACAAAAAAGUGAACUGGACGAUGACGAACAAGAAAUAGGUUCAAAUAAAAAAGGCAAGAAAAAAAUAGGAGAUGAAAAUGAUCAACAAGAAGAAGAUACUGAUGAAAAUGAUUUAACGAAAAAAGAUAUUGAACAAAUUAAACAAAUGUAUAUUAAAGAUUUACAAAGUAAUAAAGUUAUGGAUAUGGAAAGUUUACUAAAUGAAGAAUAUAAUAUAAAUGAAGAAAAUAAUUCUGAAAGAAAUGAUAAAGAAAAAGGUGAAACCAAAGGAAGUAAUAAAGAAGGAACGACACCUACAGAUAAUACUACAGAAGAAACAGAAACAAAAACAAAAACCUUUCAAGAAAUUAUGGAAGAAGAAAAAAAAAAAUUAGAUGAAGAAUUUUUCUUACAUGGAUAUUCAAAAUAUGAAGAUGAAGAACAAAUUAAAAAAGAAGAAAAACUUAUAAAAGAAAGUAAAAGAAUUAUCAAAGAAGAAAAAUUAAAUAGAACUCGAUUAAAUAGUAAAAAGGAUUUUGAUAAUAUACUUAAUGAUUUCUAUAUUUCUAUGGAUAAUUAUAAACGUUAUUAUAAUUAUUCAAACAAUGAUGAUAACAAUGAUAUAAUAAAUGAAGAUACAAAUGAAGAUACAAAUAAAGAUACAGAAAUAGAAGAUCAAAGAAAAAGGAAAUUAACAAAAAAUAAUGAUAAUCAUAUACAUGCUACUGAUAUUAAUAUAUCAAAUUCUAAUCAAGAUAUAAACAAUAAAAAUGUUGACCAUGAUGAGAAUAAUAAAACCAAAGUAAAUAUAAAUGUUAUCUUUGUUCGCAUAAGUAAUAGCACAGUUAUUGGAAAAACUAAAAAUAUAAAAAAGAAAAUUAAGAAAAAAUGGAUCUAUUCACAUGAAAAAGAAAUUAAAUUUUAUGAAUUAAUUUUAUCUCUUAUGUUAAAUGAAAAUAUCUAUUAUAAAAAUAUUCCACAUAUGGAUAUUUUUUCAUUAUCAUAUAAUAAACAAAAUUUAUUUGAAUUCUUUAACUCAAUACAAACCAAUUUAAAACAUAGUUUUAUUCAUAAAAAUAAUGUUUAUGAUAUAUAUAAUCAUAUACACAAUGGUGCUUUAGAUAUAUAUAAUUUUAAUAUAUAUGAUAAAAGCACAUAUGGGAAUAGACUACAUAAUGAUGAUAUGAAUGUACAAAAUGAUGACAUAAAUUUACAAAAUGAUAAUAUGAAUAUACACAAUAAUGAUAUGAAUUUACAAAAUGAUAAUAUGAAUAUACACAAUGAUGAUGUAGUUAUGGAAGAAUUAGAUAUAAAUGAUGAAAUCCAUGAUAUGGAAAAUUAUGGAGUCAUAUAUGAUAAUCUAGUAGAUGAUACAAUUCAAAAUGAUAUAAAUAAUAAUGAAGAAUAUAUGUACAAUAAUAAUAUGGAUAAUACAAUAGAUACAACCCCAAUUAAUACAAAAAAUCAUAAUAAGAAAAAAAAAAGCAAAUAUGAAACAUUAUUUAAACAAAAAUAUAUCAAUGUUCUUGUUAAUAAUAUUAGAAAUAAAAUAUCAAUUGAAAAAAUUAGCUCCAUAUCAAAUGUAGAUAAUUAUUCAAACUAUACAGUUGAUACAUUUAAACAUAUUUCUUUAAAUAAUAUUUUUAAAAAAAAUUCUACUCAUGAACAUUUUAAAAUUGAUACAAAUUAUGUAUACUAUUUAAAUCAUAAAAUACCAAAAGAUAUCUUUCCAUUUAUUCUUCAGUUGUCAUUAGCCUUUAAAUAUGAACACACACACAUACUAAUAAAUGCACCCAAAAAGGUAGAAUUUAUAUAUAGAAAUGUAUGA